AUGGCUACGUUUUCACCACCUUCAGAAUUUAAGUUCGACAGACCAGCAGAAUGGCCAGCUUGGAGAGAUAGAUUCAUAACAUUCCGCCAAGCUUCAAAACUCCACAAAGAGGAUGAGGUAACACAAGUUGCUCAAUUAUUAUACACUAUGGGGCCACAAGCAAAUAUUAUUUACAAAUCGUUUCAAUUUGCUGAACCUGUAGAGCCUGUUGAGGGUGCGGACGCAGCACAGCCUCAGGGUGAUUUACGCACAUAUGAUAAUGUUUUGAAGCACUUUAACGACUACUUCAUACCCAAGGGACAAUCCAAGAAACCUACUCCUGAAAAUAAUGUAGACCGUCUCAGCUAUGGCAGCCGUAGGAGCAGAGCCAAGCCAAGGUCCAAACAGAAACAGUCAACAAACAAUGAUGACAAAUCAAGUUCAUCAAAGAAAUAUUCCAGAUGCGGCUACAAUCAUUAUGAUGGAAAAUCUUGCCCAGCACAAGGCAAAAUCUGUAAUAAGUGCAAAAAGAAAAAUCAUUUUUCUUCAGUGUGUAAAGCAAAAGCAGCCAUGUUCAAGGUGUCAGUGUUGAAGCUUACGAUGUAGAUCAGUCUGAGCAUGAUGAUUCUUCUGAAUUUUUCAUUGGAGAAAUAUCUGAUAAUUCACAUAUGCAAAGUCAUGAGCCUCCUUGGCGUGUUCAACAUCCAAUACAUGAUCGUAAGCUAAGUAUCGAUAAUUCAUACAAAUCUUCAUUUUAUAUGAAUUAUCGAUACUUUUUUCUCUCUCAUUAUGCAAUUUUCAGGGUGCUUAGAAACUCGGUAUUUUAA
Owenia fusiformis is the source of this 806-nucleotide messenger RNA. NCBI's taxonomy places the organism in Eukaryota, Metazoa, Annelida, Polychaeta, Sabellida, Oweniidae. The record is from the annotation of a GenBank genome assembly.